AUGGAGGAGUUCGCUCAACUGGAGCAGACGAUCUCACAGGUCAGUAGCAGAAACCAGCUGCUGGAGGUCGAGCAGGACGACGCCACGCGACUCGUUAACUUCUACCAGACCAAAGAGACAAGUCUGACUGAAGAGAGAGACAGCCUUCUUCUCACAGUGAACAGUUUGCAGCAGACUCUGCAGGAGCAGUGCAACCUCAGAGUGGAGAACCAGAGACUGAAGAGGGAUGUGGUCGACCUGAAGCGACAGAACGAGAGAACAGUGGAGGAUGGAGAGGCUGAGGUUCAGCAGCUGCUCGGUGUCAUGCUCACGAAGGAGGAGAGACACAAGAGGGAGCUAGAGGCUGUGAGGCAGCAGAGCAGGAGGGAGGCGGAGCUCGCUCAGAGGGAGGGUUCCAGUCGGGUUGAAGCCAAAGAUGCUGAAGUGAAGAACCUUCUGGAGAAGAAGGAUCUUCACCUGGAGGAGAUGAAGAAGAGGCUGAAGGAUCAGGAGCGAGAGAGGCAGAGCGAGCUCCUCAAGUUACAGAUGGAGUUUGGUGCGAAGUUAGCCAGAGUUCAGAGCUCCGCCCAGUGGAGGGAGCAGCAGCAGCAGCAUCAGCAAGGCUCCAGCCUCCUUCCCCAGAGCGUCUUCAAGAGGAAGCUGCAGUUCAUCCAAGAGGAGAAGAACAAGGAGAUUGGGUUCCUGCGUCAGAGAAUCAAAGAGCUGGAGGAGAGCCAGCGCUGCAGCGGCGACAGCCGCCUGAAGAGGAGGAAGAUCUAG
Messenger RNA from Platichthys flesus (European flounder), 759 nucleotides. RefSeq names its product coiled-coil domain-containing protein 152-like. The record is from RefSeq and is a predicted model, not a curated record. NCBI's taxonomy places the organism in Eukaryota, Metazoa, Chordata, Actinopteri, Pleuronectiformes, Pleuronectidae. Bases 1 to 759 code for a protein of 252 amino acids. The transcript is spliced from 8 exons.